This is a messenger RNA of Diachasma alloeum, 3897 nucleotides long. It is a transcript of the gene Unc-115a, whose product is annotated as actin-binding LIM protein 2. The record is from RefSeq and is a predicted model, not a curated record. Gene Ontology annotation, molecular function: actin filament binding. Bases 380 to 2767 code for a protein of 795 amino acids. The transcript has 14 exons. Gene Ontology annotation, biological process: lamellipodium assembly; cytoskeleton organization. Lineage: Eukaryota; Metazoa; Arthropoda; Insecta; Hymenoptera; Braconidae. Gene Ontology annotation, cellular component: actin cytoskeleton.
GGGAUUUCUCGUGGAGAGACGACUGGCGCUUCGUGGGACGGGUUCGUGGCAGUAGUGCCGAAGUGCUAGUUGGUGCUAGUGUUUUACAACACAAUCGUUCCCCUUUUUUUUACAACUGUGCGCUGAAAAUUAUUCCAACGCGGGGCACAAGGUGUCCCAGUGGCCAAAGCGACCGCACCGUGCAGUGUGAAAAGAGAUUUACUCGUCGUGAGGGACGAGCCAGCUGAAACAAUCGGGAAUAAUAAAAGUGUUUGAGGGAGUUUCACUCGGCGUUUUCACCGUUGCUACACUCUGUUCCCACAUUACCGCGAAUCCAUCGCUUUUUGCGGCCCCUCAGUGUCACUAAAGUGUCUCGUGUCUCAACAAUAAUCCAACAACAAUGGGGAGAACGUUCUGUCAGUCGUGCAAGAAAAAAUGCAGUGGAGAAGUUUUGAGAGUGCAGGACAAGUACUUUCACAUUGGAUGCUUCAAGUGUGCACAGUGCAAUAAUAGCCUCGCACAGGGUGGAUUUUUCGCGAAGGAGGGGUCGUACUACUGCACCAAGGAUUACCGCGAACGCUGGGGAACGAGAUGCGCUGGUUGUGGCGAGUACGUCGAGGGUGAUGUAGUGACAGCCGGAGAAAAACACGCAUUUCACCCCAAUUGUUUUCACUGCCAGAGAUGUAGACAGCCACUGUUGGGUCAAGGAACGAAAGUGACACUUGUUCAAGGUCAAGCUCUGUGCCAUCGUUGCGUGGGGAUACCAGUGCGCGAGGCAUCAACUCCACUGGGAAGUAAAUCCCAGGAUGGAGGGAUCAAGAGCACUGGCAGGGGGAGCAGUAAUGAUGCUGGUGCUUGUGCUGGAUGUGGUGAGAAACUUCAGGAGGGACAGGCACUUGUCGCUUUGGACAGGCAGUGGCACGUUUGGUGCUUCAAGUGUCACAGCUGUGACAGUGUUCUUCAUGGUGAAUACAUGGGAAAAGAUGGUGUUCCAUACUGUGAGAAAGAUUACCAGAAGCAAUUUGGUGUUAAAUGUGCAUACUGCAGUCGUUACAUAAGUGGAAAGGUCCUUCAAGCCGGUGAAAAUCAUCAUUUCCAUCCAACGUGUGCCCGCUGCACCAAGUGCGGUGAUCCCUUCGGCGAUGGAGAGGAGAUGUAUCUCCAGGGGGCAGCUAUCUGGCAUCCACGAUGUGGCCCAGGCCCAACUGGGCCCAAUGGCAUCGUCAAUGGACACGGUGCAACAGAUAUACACACCCCACAGCACAGAGAACAGUCUGAACGCAUCUCCAGCAGUGCAUCGGAGAUGCAGUAUUCAUUGAGAUCACGCACACCCAGUUUGAAUGGAUCGUUGUUGUGCAGCCCUUAUAGCAGCCUCAGUCGCAAGUACUACCCAGCACGUACCGGCUCACCAGGACUCAUCCUCCGAGAAUACGGCCGAGGUGGAGAGGACAUCUCUCGCAUCUGCACUUACUCAUACUUAACAGAGACACCGAGUCAAGGUUACCUGAGACGUCCGAUCCAGCCAUACGAUAAGCCACCAACGAGCCCCCACUUUCAUCGCCCAAGCUCCUCGAGGUCGAUAAGAAGCAGUGGAGGCAGAAGCAGUCGCUCGGGUAUGCGAGCCUUGGUGGAUGCACUCAGUGAGACGAGACCAAAAUCACCAGCAGCUGGCAGUCAAGUAGACAAUGACGAGCCCAUUGAAUUGGCCCACUAUCCUGACGCGAUGAAACGUCCACCUGGGGCGAAGCCUCCGAUAGAGCGUGACGACUUCCCAGCCCCACCUUAUCCUUACACAGACCCUGAGAGACGUCGAAGAUGGUCGGACACUUACAAAGGCGUGUCUGAUGAUGAGGACGAAGACCUCACAGCCACUGAGACCAACGACAAGGACAUACUCGAUGGGGUCCAAAAGAAUUACAUCAAGGAGGCUGAGCAGAAGCUCAAGAAAGAGCAGGAUGAAUUGAGUAAAAUUGAUACGGGCAUUGCCAAGGUCUUUCUUCAUGACAUCGAGAAGAACAGGGAGAACCUGAGACACAGGGCAGCCAAUGUCGAUCCCAGAAAUGCCUCCAGGACACCUUCGGCUGCUAGGGAACCCACGUAUCGACUGAGAUACGAGAGUCCAGUUGGCGCUUCACCAUCAAGAAAUAUUGAUCACGCUCGACCCUGGGAGGACGAGGACGGCGUAAGUUACAAAUCCAGCACUGGCCCCAGUUACAACGCCGGGAGAUCAUCGACUCGUUCCCCAGCACCCAGAAACUAUCCACCUAUCGGUAAUCAACGCGCCUUCACACUUCCAAACGCUGCUAGGCACUAUCAAUCGGGUGAUUAUUCAUUCAGUGGAAUGGGCGACAAAACGCACAGCACCGAUUUUUCCUCCGGCAAGUCAGAUAUAUCGACAGGCAGCAUCACAGACGUGGAUCGCCGAGCCCUGGUAUGUACAGCAGCCCCGUACUUCUCACGAAGAAUAAGCAUGAAUGAUGGUGGUAUCAUGCCAUCAUCAACGACGUACACCGGUGGUCUUGGUACCGCUGGUACUGGCCACGGACAUCACAUCAGACGCUCACUGCCGGACAUGGGAGCUGCCCCAACUGAACCACCAAAGCUUUAUCCUUAUCACCUGCUUAUUAUCACAAAUUACAGAUUGCCUGCUGACGUCGAUCGUUGCAAUCUAGAGCGACACUUAUCGGACGCUGAGUUCGAAGCAGUCCUUCAGUUCAGUCGAGCCGAAUUUUACAGACUGCCGCAGUGGCGCCGUAAUGAGAUUAAACGUCGCGCCCGAUUGUUUUAAACUCGGUAUUAGAAUUUCAAUUUUUAUCAACAAUGUGCACGAGUGCACAAUUCUCCUCUGCUGCAUAAGAAAAACGAAUAUAUUAUAUGAUAUUGAGAGGCAUAAAGUUUUAUCGAGAGGUAAAAAAAGGAUUUGAUUGGGGUUUUUGAAUCGCCAUGUCGAAUAGACGAUGUUAUUAAUGUCGGAUUCACAUUUUGUAACGCUUUUUCUUUCCGUCAUUUUAUUGAGAAGCCCAACCUUUUAGAGUUUAAAGUUGUUCAUGAGUCAUUACGAGAACAAAACAACUUCGCUUCGUUUAGAUGGAAAUGAUUGACGAACGAGUGCACUAUAAUUAAUAUAAUUGAGAAGAAAGAUACAUGUCGUUCGUCCAUCAUUUUUUUUUACAUAAUAAACAAGAAUACAUAUAAUCCCUGCGGACGUAGAUUCGUGUAUGUAUUUAUCAGAUAAGUUUUUCAAUAAUUCUUUAUAUUUGUUUGCUCCGCUGUCUUUAAUUUAUCACAUUUUUAACAAGUUUUAUCACUCUGAGAAAAGCAGAAACUUUGGCAACUAAAAUACAUAAACUGCCAGAUUGAUAUUCCAAGUGAAUGGAAGUGCAUAAUUCGAUAGGUAAGAGAGGAUUUUGCGAGGAUGAAGUUAUUAAGAUAGCUGAACGAACGUAAAUGGUAUUUUAACGCUAUUUGUUCGAGUGUCGUGAAGACGAUACUCCCACAAAUAUUUCAAUAUUUGCAUUUUACCCAGAAGUCAUGUGCCUAUAUGGAUGAAUGUCAGUGACAUUCGCAUAACACAGACAAUGUUUUUUUUCUUCAUUCGCAGACAAAAAUUUUAAAAAGUUAAGGAGCAUUGGAAAUUAUCGCAUAUCGUUAAGAUAAAAAGAAAACUUAUUCGUGCAAUGUAUAUUUUUGUUGUGAAGCAAAAUCAAGAGAAACAUAACGCUGAAAAAAUGGUGAAGUUGUUGUGAGAAAGAUGAGAAAAACGAAACAAUCAUACAAUUGGUACACUUCAUUUUUGCGAAAAGUUAAAGAAAAAAAACUGUUUUACAUUUGCCGUGUUGUACGAAGCACACACUGCUUCCGCUAGUCCACUAGCAUAAAUGAAAAAAAAAGUUGAAUAAAUACGCAAACUAUGAGUAA